Molecule: messenger RNA, 1632 nt
Organism: Rotaria sordida
Lineage: Eukaryota; Metazoa; Rotifera; Eurotatoria; Philodinida; Philodinidae
Source: the annotation of a GenBank genome assembly
AUGAAUGCUAAACAAAAACAAAAAAAUGUAUCAACAAUGUUUGAAAUUGCUCGUGGUACUAAUCAAUCAAUAGGUGUUACUUAUCAACAUCAAGGAAUUACUAUUGAAACAGAAAUGGUCAUCAGAAAAAACGUAAUAAGCUUGAAUGUUAAAAAUGAUGAAAUUCAAUUGGAUGAAUCAUCUGUUCCUUUCAAUUUAGAUGUUUAUGUAAAAAAAUCCAAAACAGGAUUUGAAAUAACAAAUACAAUUGAACUUGAUGAAUUAUUAAAAGAUCUUAUCAAACGAAUCACCAUCAAAUUAAAUCAAGAUAUAUAUUGUGAUGAACGAAUGUCAUCUAAUUUUCAUGGACAAUAUGGACCAAAUACAGAUGAUCCAUAUGGACAAUUGCCUUCACAUCAUCCACAACCUCAAAUAGUAAGAAAUCAGAAUGAAAUACAAAUGGAAUAUCGUAAUGGUAAAGCUGAACAUAUGUAUGGACAACCACCAUCAUCAUUAACAUCUACAAUAGUUUUAACAUCUGAAGGAGGUGAUUUGGGAUCGUAUGAUAAUUUAUUUUCAUCUAGAAAUAAUAAAAAUGAAGUACAAUUAACAGCAUCAUCAUCACAAAUGUAUUAUAAUGAAUUUGAUGACAUUGAUAUGGAUGACGAACAAUUAACAACUACUCGACAUUUAAAUCGAACAUACCAAUCAGGUAAUGAAAUAGCCAAUAAUCUACGAUCAUCUUCAUCACAUAAAGAUGAAUCAUUAACAACAUCACAACAUUCGAUUUCAACAUCAAAUCAGAAUACAAAUACAUUAUUAUUUGAACAACAAUGGCAACCAUUCAGUUCUACAACACCUACUCAUCAUUUUCAAACAAUAAGACCACAAAGUAUUUCAGCUGCAUCAUCACAUUCAUCAAAAUUUAUAAUAAAUAAUAAUUCAACAAAAGAUAAAUCAUUAUAUAUGAAUAGUGAUUCAAAACCUUCUAUAUCAAGUAUGACAUCAUCACAAAAUAAUAUGUUUCAAAUAAGAAAUACUUCACCAUCAUUAAUUUCAUCAUAUAACUUAUCAACUAAUCAAGGAUCAAAACAAUCAUUAAAUAAUUCAAAUUUACCAUCACAAUAUAUGGGAUUUCAAAAUAUGAAUCCUCAUGAUCGUAUGUUAGCUUCACCAGAUGUAACACCAAAACAGUUUAAUCCAUAUGAAUCAAUAGUUCCAAAUAAUCCAGCACAAUUAUCAAAAGCUUUACCACAUUCACCACCAUCAUCUGAUUCAAUGCAACAAUAUUCUCAUCAUUUAUCAUCAUCAAAUUAUUUUCAAACGUACAAUAUGAAUCCAUUAUAUAAUGCACCAUCUGGUCAUCAACAACAACAACAACGUAUGCAUUUUUCACCUAUGAUACCCGGUAGUGUUUUUACGAGAACGAGACGUCAUCAUCUUUAUCAUGAUCCAUCUAUGUAUCCUCCUCAUCCAAUAACAAUAAUGCCAAUUCAACAAUUAAAUAUUCAACAUUUAGGCCUAGAUGCACCAUCAAAUUUUCAACAGCAACAAAAUCAAUCAAAUGAUCCACAACUUGACCCAAUAAUAAAUUAUGUAAAAGCACCACCACAAAAUUCAAAUCUAUAUGAUGAACCAUCACCACCUCAUUGA